This is a messenger RNA of Vigna unguiculata (cowpea), 1388 nucleotides long. RefSeq names its product coiled-coil protein. The record is from RefSeq and is a predicted model, not a curated record. NCBI's taxonomy places the organism in Eukaryota, Viridiplantae, Streptophyta, Magnoliopsida, Fabales, Fabaceae.
UGGCCCGUAUAGAUUCUGAAAUGGAACUAGUUCCUUCUUUCUCUCACACAUAGCACGCAACCCAUUCUACAGAGCUCCAGAGAAGAAGCAAGUGAAUCCAGGGGGAAGAACCGAGUGGCGACCACCGGUGGUCACCCACGAAGACGAAACCCAUGGCGCCGGCGGCGAGCCACUGACGACGACGACCCAGCAUCGAUAAAGCUAACCCAUACGGCGGCGGAAACCCACGACGGCUUUGGUCCACCACGGCAGCGACUCUCUCUGUUUGUUCCAGCUUCGGCCUCAUCUGUUUUGUUCAAAAUAUAAGAUUAUUCUAUCUGCUGCUCUGGGGUUUUAGAGCAUAGGAGAGAUGGGAGCGAAAGGAAAGAGAAGGAGAGAGAAGAACUACAGGAUUGCUCAUGGUGGCUACAACGGCCUCCCUCCGCCACCCAAACCUUCUCAGCUCGAUGCUUUACCUUCCAAACUCCGGCAAAUCAUGUCUUUCUCUCAACGCCCAAAUGGGGCUAAUGGGUCGUCGAAGAACCAGAAUAACGAUGAGGGGCAUGUCCAAAAUAAGACUAUUUCAAAGGACAAAGGUGAUGUUCGAACCAAAGAUGUGAAAGAGGGGAAUACUAAUGGACAAUUGAAGGAGCUUCAACAGAUGGAUAGGAGUGAAGAACAACUUGUGGAAAGUGGUGCAGUUGACAAGAAAAAGAAAAAAAGAAAGAGGAAGGAGGUUAAAGAUUUGAGGUUUGAAAUGGAAGUGGAUAAAACAAGCUCCCAGUUAAAAAGAAAGGAGCGUAAGAAAAAGUACUUGGAAGCAAAGAAGAAGAAGCGCAAAAGUUCUCAUGAAGAAGAAAUGGACUUUCCUGGACAUGAAAAAAUAGAAUUUGGAGAUAUUGUGCAAGCCCCACCAAAGUUAUCUGUUCCUCCAAGGGCAUUCAAGAAUGCUUCCCAAGAGAGACUUAGACUCCAGGCUAUAGAAGAGUACAGGAGUCGUAAAGGAUGGACAUCAAGGCCAGGAAAUCACCUUCUUCCUCCUGUCACUACGUUGGAUUCUUAAAUCACUGUCAUGUUCUUCCAUCUUGUCUGCCAUGCAGAGUAGUAGUACAAAUUACUUGAACAGAGAAAAGAAAUCAACAUGGUUUCUCUGUUUUUUUCUUGGAGGUUGGUUUAUCUUCAUCCAGGGGCAAUUCAUGUUUUUUAUUUCUGAUGACACAUUUUUACAUGUGUUGAGGUUAUUUUACACUGUAAUCCUGGAAAUCCAAUUACUAAGCUAAUUGGUUAGCUAAAUUUUGUUAGAAUAUAAGCAAGAUAUCAACUCAAACUUCUGUUGCUUUUUAGAUUAUGUAUCUAAAUUCAUGUUAUUGUUUUUACCAUGGAUCAAUACCACCACAAAAGUGAAUUUA